AUGUCCUUCUACGGCCACCCCUUCGUUCCCGUUCAGCAGGGCUACUACCGCCCCGCCCAGGCCCAGCAGGCCUCGGCUGAGCAACAGCAGCAGCGCGCCGCCUCGCCCAUCACCGUCUCCGACCUCGAAGCCGAGGAACGUACUGCUCUCGCGUACCUCCGCUCCGUCCAGCGCCGCCGCGAGGCCGCCGAGGCCGCCGCGGCCAUCGAGUCCCGCCAGCGCGCCGCCGCCGCCCAGCAGCGCGAGAUUGCCCUCCGUGCCGCCCGCGAGCAGCAGGCCCGCGCCAUCGCGUGUGCCCGCCGUGAGCGUGCAAUAAAGGAGGCGCUCGAGCGCGAACGUGCCCGCGAGGCCGCGCUUGCUCAUGCCCUCGAACAGCGCCGCCGCGACCAGAUCGCAGCUGCUGUCCAGGCCGAGCGCCAGCGCCAGGUCGCCGCGGCUCACGCCUACGAGCGUGCUCUGGCAGAGUACCGCGCCCGCGCCGAACAGGUGCAGACCGCGCAGGCCAAGGCUCACCAGGUCCACGCGGCGGCACACGCCCGUGCUCAAGCUGAGCAGCGCGUGCGUGCCCCCGGUGCACCUCUCCUGGCUGCCGCUCCUGCCGCCCGCGAGGCUGCCGCCGAAGACAACGACGACGACGACCUCGCCGGCAUCAACUCGCUCCUCGGCUCGCUCUUCGGCUUCAACAUUGGCAGCGGUCAAGAGUCUGAGCUCGACGCUCGCUGCCAGUGCCCGCCGGCCCAGGAGCCUGCCAAGGUUCCCCAGCGUGACAUUGCUGCCGCACCCAACGCCGCUACCGCUGCCGCCCUCACGGUACCUGCCGAGCACGCCCACGCCGGCCUCAACCCCGCCGCCAAGGCCUUUGUUCCCGAGCACGAUGACACCGCUGCCACUGCCGAAGACGACGCAUCGUUCCCUCCUGGUCUCAACUCACUCCUCAACGCCUUCCUCGGCCUCCAGGUCGACCCCGCCGCCCAGGACGAAAAGGCCGCCUCUGGUAGCCAGCAGGUCGUCGGCUCGGCCGUCAACAACCUGAACGACAUUCUCAGCCGCUGGGGUCUCGAGUUUGUCCCCGACGAGUCGGCCACCGAGGACCUGUCGCAGGUCGAAAAGCUCGCCGCGGCCGAGAAGACUGCGCGCACCAUCGCUGGCGAGCAGUCUGCCUCGUACGCCCGCAAGACCGAGGACAUUCGCGAGGCCGAGCGUAUCGCCAAGGCUGAGGGCAUUGCGCAGAACAUUGCCAAGCACGAGCAGGCCCAGGCCGCCGCACGCAACCCGGCCCUCGGCGAGGCUGAGAACCUCGCGACCGCCGUCGGCACUGCCAAGGCCAUUUCCACCGAGGACGCCCACUACACCGCCGACAAGACCAAGGACGUCCGCGCCGCCGAGCAGCUCGCCAAGGCCGAGGGCAUCGCCGCCAGGCUCGCUGCCGAGGAGCAGGCUGCCGCCGCUGCCCGCAACCCGGCACUUGGCGAGACUGAAAAGCUCGCUGCCGCUGUCAACACUGCCAAGGACAUUCAGAAGGAGGACGCCCAGUACGAGCACGACAAGUCCAACGCCCAGGACCUCGCCACCACCGAGCAGCUCGCCAAGGCUGAAGGCAUCGCCGAGCGCCUCGACCGUGAGGAGGCCGCCGACGCCGCUGCCCGCAACCCUGCGCUUGGCGAGGCUGAGAAGCUUGCCACUGCCGUCAACACUGCUUCCGACAUUGCCAAGGAGGACUUUGCCGCCAUCCACGCCCGCGACGCGAAGAAGCAAGCCGACUACGAGGCCAACAAGCAGAAGCAGGCCGAGGCCGACCGCCACGUCCCUGCUCUGCCCACUCGCGUCGCCGUCCACCCGCACCCGCACCGUGAGCCGCCUGUUGUCCGCGAAGACUUCCAGCGCGCCCAGGAGCCCCAGCCCCAGCAGGACUUUGUCGAGGGCGCGCCCUUCACGUCGACGCUCGACAACUACGCCAACAUGCCCCAGGCUCUCCGUGACAUUCUCGCCGCUGUCGAGGGCUCGAUGAACGACCAGGCCGCCGCACACAAGAAGACCAAGAAGCACCGUCCCGGCCGCAAGGAGCGCCAGCAGCGCAAGGCCGCCACGGCCACCGAGCCUGCCGCCCCCGAGACUCCCGAGGAGGCCGAGGCCCGCAAGGUCGCCGAGGCCCAGCUCGACACCAUUGACGCCAAGUUUGCCGCCCUCAACACCAGCUUUACCUUCCCGCCCCGUCUCGUCUUUGCCGCGUCUACCCCAGACCACAACCAGCCGCCUCUCCUGUUCAACCGCUACAACACGCCGUACCACGCACAGGCCAACGCGCUCCUCCAGCUCAUCCUCGAGGCCGACGGCGUCCAGUCCAACGGCGACCGCGCCAUCCGCCGCCGCCGCAAGGACACGGUCGCCGCUAUUGAGAAGGAGCUCGAGUCGCUCGAGGCACGCCGCGACCAGCGCUGGCACGAGGUCUCGGAGCGCCGUGAGCGCGGCGAGACCGACGACGAGGACGAGUGGACACGCAGUUCCGCCUCGGCCACUGAGAGCGAGACCGAGGGCUACGAGGUGCUCUAA
Molecule: messenger RNA, 2550 nt
Organism: Apiotrichum porosum
Lineage: Eukaryota; Fungi; Basidiomycota; Tremellomycetes; Trichosporonales; Trichosporonaceae
Exons: 1
Coding region: 1-2550 (849 amino acids)
Molecular function (GO): protein-folding chaperone binding
Source: RefSeq, a predicted model, not a curated record